CCCAGGCGCCCCUGCGACUCACUUUCUGAGCUCCAAAUGAGGAUACACCUUACCACUUGCCUCCAGGACUGCACAGCCCAGCCCCCUCCUUCACCCUGCUUCCAGGCCUCAGAAUAGAGGUAGUUAUCUCCACUGCAGACUUCCUCAGAGCUGAACUGACCAGCGAGCAGAGGACACACACCCCCUAUUCUAUGUCAGGGCAAAGGAAGAAAUCGGGGAGCCCAGCGGUUCAUUCAAUCAAGUCUAUCUGCUGAGCACCUAGUAGGUGCUGGUCCUGCGCUGGGCACCAGGAGCAUUGGGAACAAGACCAGACCCUGUCCUCAAGUCAGAAAAGGAGGAGUCCAAAGACAAGAAAAUUGUGUGCUGAGUAUUAUGAUAACAAGUACAGAGAGCUGUUCCAUGUAACUGGAAACCAGACAAGCCUAGGGGCUAGAGAAGUCGUCCCGGGAGAUAAAUGCCCUUGGAGCUGCGCCUUUAAGAACUGGCUAGCGCUCCCCAGGUGCACGGAGACUGCUGGGACUACCUGCCCAUUGAACAGAAGAGGAGACUGAACCACCAGCGUCGGUCUACCCUGCCCGCCUCACUUAGCCAGACCAGACUGAGCACGGUUCGGAGUCAGUAGGCCGAGCACCCCAGCCGAGACGCGGUGCCCACCCCACUCCCUCCAGCGCCCGGGGCGGGGCCUCGGCCCAGGUGCGCGGCGGCCGCGGCGGCGCUUCGCGGAGGCAGGAAGUGUGUCCCCAGCGGCGGCCCGUGCAGCGCUCCCGCGAGACGCUCACCUGCGCUCCAGGUGAGCGGCGAGGGGGGCGGGGGGAGGGGCCGAGCCGGAGGCGGCUCACCUGGCGGCACAGGUGCCUGGCUGCAAGAAACCAUGCAAUGAGCCAUGCCCCGCCCUGGACACCCCCGCCCAUCAUCUGGGCCCCCACGCUUGGGACCCUGGGAGCGGCCAACAGAACUAUGCCUGGAGACUUUUGAUGAGCCACCCCAACCCCCACCAAGCCGCCGCACCCGCAGGCCAGACCCCAAGGACCCUGGCCACCAUGGGCCCGAGAGCCUUACCUUCAUCUCCGGCUCUGCUGAGUCUACUGCUGAGCCCCCGGCCUGUUGCCCGCUCUGGCGACCCUGGGUGUGGGACUGGUGCCGGGCCGCCUUCUGCUUCCGCCGCUGCCGGAGUUGCCUCCAGCGUUGCGGGACCUGCAUGCGGGGCUGCAGCCCCUGCUUGUCUGCUGGGGACUCCCCUGAGGGGGCUGCCGAAGCCAGCUGGGCCAAAGAACACAAUGGAGUACCCCCCAGCCCCGACCGAGCACCUCCCAGCCGGCGGGAUGGCCAACGGCUCAAGUCAACCAUGGGCAGCAGUUUCAGUUACCCUGACGUCAAGCUCAAAGGCAUCCCCGUAUAUCCCUACCGCAGCGCCACCUCCCCAGCCCCUGAUGCGGACUCCUGCUGCAAGGAGCCCCUGGCCGAACCCCCGCCUAUGCGGCACAGCCUGCCCAGCACCCUUGCCAGCAGCCCCCGUGGCUCUGAAGAGUACUACUCCUUCCACGAGUCAGACCUGGACCUGCCCGAGAUAGGAAGCGGCUCCAUGUCCAGCCGAGAGAUUGAUGUGCUCAUCUUCAAGAAGCUGACAGAGCUGUUCAGCGUACACCAGAUUGACGAGCUGGCCAAGUGCACAUCAGACACUGUGUUCCUGGAGAAGACCAGUAAGAUCUCGGACCUCAUCAGCAGCAUCACCCAGGACUACCACCUGGACGAGCAGGACGCCGAGGGCCGCCUGGUUCGCGGCAUCAUCCGCAUCAGUACCCGCAAGAGCCGAGCCCGCCCGCACACCACGGAGGGGCGCUCCACGCGGGGAGCGGCCCCUGCUGCUGCCCCUGACAGUGGCCAUGAGACCAUGGUGGGCUCAGGGCUCAGCCAGGAUGAACUCACAGUGCAGAUCUCCCAGGAGACCACUGCAGAUGCCAUCGCCAGGAAGCUGAGGCCUUAUGGAGCCCCAGGAUACCCAGCCAGCCACGACUCAUCCUUCCAGGGCACAGACACAGACUCGUCGGGAGCGCCACUGCUCCAGGUGUACUGCUAACCUCGACCCGGCCCAGUGGCUGCGACCCCUUCUGGGAGUACAGCCCACAGCAUAAAGAGGGGCAGCAGGACCCCCUUCGGCGGAGGCUGGGCCACCCUGACUCCUCCCACCUCAGCUGACUGGUUCCUGGACCAUGUGCAUUUCAUUGGGCCAUGGUGCCCACAUCACCCUGGAUCCCUUGCUGGCCUGACCCCUGCCUGGAUCUGUUCCUUUCCACCCGUGGUCUUCACGCAGCCUGGAUCAGAGCGGACUUAGGAGCUACCUUCUGGGAUUGAAUCCCGGCUCUACCCCCGUAACAUACAUCCCAUAACCAGUCAUGCAAACUCCCCCCUCCCCAGGAUGAGGGUGGGGGGAGAGGGUGACAGCUCAAAGCAGCUUAUCUUAAAUGGAUUGGGCUGGGGGGCAGGCAGGGCCUCUGUCCGGAAUUCUGUGGGCACUGCCCACACUCCACAUGUUCCGUUGGCUCUUAGCUGAUGUUGUAUAUGCUAACAUGACCAUAGUUUUAAGUACAAAGAGAGUAGAUGACUGCCUGGUCAUCUCGGCUGUGACACUGCCCUUUCUGUCCCAUCUGCUUGACUGAUAAGCAGAGCAGGAGACAGGAUAGAGCACCCGGCUUGC
This is a messenger RNA of Ailuropoda melanoleuca (giant panda), 2695 nucleotides long. RefSeq names its product keratinocyte differentiation factor 1 (gene KDF1). Gene Ontology annotation, biological process: keratinocyte development; regulation of epidermal cell division. Gene Ontology annotation, cellular component: cell junction. The record is from RefSeq and is a predicted model, not a curated record. The coding region runs from base 884 to 2077 and encodes 397 amino acids. NCBI's taxonomy places the organism in Eukaryota, Metazoa, Chordata, Mammalia, Carnivora, Ursidae. The transcript is spliced from 5 exons.